AUGUCAACUCCGAGACAAAAUCCGACACAGCGCUCGCUUUCAACGCACACGCUACGACAGCUCAAAUUUGUCAUUCCAGGAACUGCAAUCACCUAUUAUCUCGACACAUACCAUGUAUUCCUUAGCCUCCUCACAAACAAUGGCUCAGAUGGGUGGGGAAGCACGUUUGCACUAGGCUCGUUGACGCUGGGAGGACUCGUGGUCGUCCUCUUUCUCUAUGUCCUCCUUGUACCAUGGAUACGUGGGAUUGAAACCAACUAUCGUUCUUGGCGUGAAUCUGGGAUUCUUUCCUCUGUCAUCCCCAUCCUUACAGCUUCCAUACUAACGGGAUGGUCGCUGCUCUCCUUCACCCUUGGCGGUUGGUCUGGGCUCGGAUACCUUAAAGGAAUAAUUGGAGCGUCAGGCCUAUAUGCCCUGGUGUUCGGCCUUAUGGGGCUUAUAUCCGCCCCGAGGGUGCAUCGAUCAUAA
Messenger RNA from Serpula lacrymans var. lacrymans S7.9, 468 nucleotides. RefSeq lists its product as uncharacterized. The transcript has 4 exons. NCBI's taxonomy places the organism in Eukaryota, Fungi, Basidiomycota, Agaricomycetes, Boletales, Serpulaceae. Bases 1 to 468 code for a protein of 155 amino acids. The record is from RefSeq and is a predicted model, not a curated record.